This is a messenger RNA of Mugil cephalus (flathead mullet), 1038 nucleotides long. RefSeq names its product syntaxin 6 (gene stx6). Gene Ontology annotation, biological process: Golgi vesicle transport; vesicle fusion; intracellular protein transport. Lineage: Eukaryota; Metazoa; Chordata; Actinopteri; Mugiliformes; Mugilidae. Gene Ontology annotation, cellular component: SNARE complex; endomembrane system; synaptic vesicle membrane. The transcript is spliced from 8 exons. Gene Ontology annotation, molecular function: SNARE binding; SNAP receptor activity. The record is from RefSeq and is a predicted model, not a curated record. Bases 162 to 929 code for a protein of 255 amino acids.
AAACCAAAGAAGAAGAAGAAGAACUAGAUGUAAACAAAGUGACGUUACAGCGGCUGCUCCGAUGAAGAAAGGCCGAGUUUAAUCCGCAGAAAGUUGAGUUCUUUCUCACGGAUUCAGAACCGAGAGUCUGUGCGGUGAUGGACUAAACCCGAAACAGCAACAUGUCGAUGGAAGAUCCGUUCUUCGUUGUCAAAGGGGAGGUGCAGAAGGCCGUGAAUGCUGCUCAGAUCCUCCACCACCGAUGGAGGGAGCUGCUGCAGGAAGGGGGCGGAGCUUCCAAGGAGGAAGUAGACUGGACGACCAAUGAGCUGAGGAACAGCCUGCGCUCUAUCGAGUGGGAUCUGGAGGAUCUGGACGAGACCAUCAGCAUCGUUGAGUCCAACCCCAAGAAGUUCAACCUGGACGCUGCUGAGCUGUUGAAGAGGAAAGCCUUCAUCACCAACACCAGGCUGACGGUCAAGGAGAUGAAAGAACAGAUGUCGAGUCCAGCUGCUGCCUCCACUGACAGAAAGAACAGUCAGGCUCUGCUGGGGGAGCGUGGGGCUCAGGGGCCCAUAUGGCAGCCUGGUCCUGAUAAAUAUGGCCGACUGGACCGCCAGCUGCAGAACGCCAACUCCCAGUUCAUAGAGGAGCAGCAUGUUCAGCAGCAGCUGAUAGCGGAGCAGCAGGACGAACAGUUAGAGCUCGUGUCUGGAACCAUCGGAGUCCUGAAGAACAUGUCGGAGAGGAUCGGCAUGGAGCUGGACGAACAGGCUGUGAUGCUGGACGACUUCGGUCAUGAGAUGGACAACACUCAGUCCAGACUGGACAACGUCAUGAAGAAACUGGCUAAAGUGUCGCACAUGACCAGCGAUCGGCGCCAGUGGUGCGCUAUCGGUGUUCUACUCGCCAUCCUCUUCGUGGUCGUCCUCCUCUUCUUCAUCCUCUGAUGUUUCCUGCUAAAACUAGUGUCUACUGGACUCCACUGGACUCUACUCAACUCUACUAGACUCUACUGGACUCUACUCAAUUCUACUGGACUCUACUCAACUCUACUGG